AUGGUGGACCGACCCCGAAUAUCUAGGCUAUCUACAAAGUCAAUGAGUUUGUUACCUACUGUGUCAAACCUUGCACCAGGGUCUACAACGGAUCCAACGACUGCUGUCAACUAUGAGAAUGUUAACCUGGAGAUACAAUCGGUUCAUGUACCCUCGCCUCCAAUUCUACAGCUGGAAGCUGCAACCAUUAAUUCAGAGAUUGAUAUAACUGGAAUUAAUCAGCUUUCUUUAUUACCAACUAAAUUUCACCUACAACCACUGAUUAGCGACGAAAAUACCACUUGUGCUGAUAUCUAUCCAAAUUCUAAUGAUCUUGGGGCCACUGUAUAUCGCAAACAAUGUAUCGAUAUUUCAAAAUCUAAUGAUAAUGUUUUGUUUCAUCAAAAACUUAAACAUUUUUUUAUCUUCUCUGUAGCUGGCAAGCCAAUAUAUUCCUUACAUGGUAAUGACGAUUUGACGAUGGGGUACAUGGGGAUAUUGACUACUAUAUUAUCAACCUUUCAAGAAGAUUUGGACCAGGAUGUACAUGUUAUUGAGUUGGGGAGUAACAGGGUAAAAUUAGUAGUAUUGAAUAGAUCUCCAAUUGUUUUAAUAGCCAUUUCAAAACUUCCACACGAAACUGAACAGUUUCUAACCAGACAGUUGAUUGUGUUAUACAAAUACCUAUUGAGCAUCUUGUCGAAACAAACGAUUGAUAGGGUUUUCCACAAUAGGCUCAAUUAUGAUUUGCGACGAGUGUUGAGUCCUUUGGAUAUGGAGAAUUUAGAUUCACUUUGCAUGAAACUUACCUUUGGACUUCAACAUGAUGGCCUUAAUUCGUUCCUCGGUGAGUUGUUUACCGCCCGACCAUCAUUGCGGAUCCCAUAUACUUUGAGAAAAAAGAUGGACAGGUUUUUGAAGGAACAGCAAGAAGAGGAAGAAGAUUUAUUGUUUGCGAUUUUGAGCAAAGACAAUCAAGUGACUAACUUUGUUCACCCCAAGAUUCACACAUUGACAAAUGAAGAUUUGUACUUGCUUACAUUUAUAGUCCAUUCACUCAAGAACAAGAGUGAAGACCUAUGGAUCCCACUUUGCAUGCCAAACUUCAACCAAAAUGGAUACCUUUACAUUUUUCUGCGGUCUUGGAGACAAUUGACGCUAAUAUUGGUCAGCGGUAGUAAGAAUGCUUUUGAUAAACUCAAGGUUAUUGCUGAUAGGAUUAUCCAAAGGGCCGAAACGUCUCAAGCUGGCCACUUUUUGGAAAACCUCGAGCAAGCACUAAUGAAGCCAAUAAGAAAUGAGGUACCGUUGGUGAUAAAACAUUUCGUCUACGUCAACAAGGAAAUAAACCAAUGCGUCAUUAGCGAAAUAAAUGAUGAUUCGGACGAUUUAAAGUUGCAGUUGGUGGUCUACUAUUCAUUGCUAAAACAAUGUAAGUCCCAAUUAGAGGCUGACGAAAUAAAGAAUGGUUACAAGAAACUUUCGUACAUGCGAUGGAACUCUUCAACUGCAUUCAUGUUGAGCGGCACCUCGUUUGAAUUCUAUUGCGUAGCAGGUGAUGGAGUUGAUUCAAAAAAUUUGAUUGAAAUAUGUCUUAAAAUAGUCAAUUGGUGUAAAAAGAACAAGAACAGACUAUUUAGUACAUGA
This is a messenger RNA of Lodderomyces elongisporus, 1626 nucleotides long. RefSeq lists its product as uncharacterized. NCBI's taxonomy places the organism in Eukaryota, Fungi, Ascomycota, Pichiomycetes, Serinales, Debaryomycetaceae. Gene Ontology annotation, cellular component: fungal-type vacuole membrane; Mon1-Ccz1 complex. Gene Ontology annotation, biological process: protein targeting to vacuole; vesicle-mediated transport. The transcript has a single exon. Bases 1 to 1626 code for a protein of 541 amino acids. The record is from RefSeq and is a predicted model, not a curated record.